Molecule: messenger RNA, 5221 nt
Organism: Neoarius graeffei (lesser salmon catfish)
Lineage: Eukaryota; Metazoa; Chordata; Actinopteri; Siluriformes; Ariidae
Gene: ddr2a
Product: discoidin domain receptor tyrosine kinase 2a
Exons: 18
Coding region: 144-2759 (871 amino acids)
Biological process (GO): cell surface receptor protein tyrosine kinase signaling pathway; multicellular organism development; protein phosphorylation
Cellular component (GO): signaling receptor complex; membrane
Molecular function (GO): protein tyrosine kinase collagen receptor activity; ATP binding; collagen binding
Source: RefSeq, a predicted model, not a curated record
CUUACAUCAGCUCAGUGUGCCUGGAUAUGAGGUCUAAGUGAAGAUAGAGAGAAAGGAAGGAACAGCCUGGAUUUUACGUUCUCACUGGUUGGAUUUAACAUCUCACUGGACAAAUGGUUUAAAAGAAGCAGGGUUCAAAUAGAAUGAAGGCCAGGUCUCGAUUUGAGAUGAACCACCUUUGGAAGAUCAUCUUUCCCCUUUCACUUCUUCUGUACCUCUCAGGGAAUGUAAAGUCCCAAGUAAAUCCAAAAAGUGCCGUCUUGCUGUCGUGCCAAGGUGUAUGUCGAUCCCCUCUAGGGAUGUCUGGAAGGCAGAUCUUAGAUGAAGACAUUUCAGCUUCAAGUCAGUGGUCUGAGUCAACAGCAGCAAAAUAUGGCAGACUGGACUCAGAGGAAGGGGAUGGUGCGUGGUGUCCAGAGAGCACGGUUGAACCAGAGAACAUGAAUGAGUUCUUGCAGAUUGACCUUCUCUCUUUGCAUUUCAUCACCCUGGUGGGAACUCAGGGGCGACAUGCAGGGGGCAUCGGGAACGAGUUUGCCCAGACCUACAAGAUCAAGUACAGCCGCGAUGGCAGCCGCUGGAUCUCCUGGCGCAAUCGUCAAGGAAAGGAGGUAAUUGAGGGCAACAGGAAUGCCUAUGAUAUUGUGCUCAAGGACCUGGAGCCGCCCAUCAUUGCACGCUUUGUGCGCUUCAUGCCCGUCAUCGACCACUCCAUGAACGUGUGUAUGCGUGUAGAGCUCUAUGGCUGCGAGUGGCUAGAUGGCCUGGUGUCAUACAAUGCUCCACUUGGCCAGGAGAUGAUCUUCCAUGACCAGGAAGUUUACCUCAAUGACUCUGUGUACGAUGGUGCCAUAAUUUACAGUAUGACAGAAGGCUUGGGGCAGUUGACGGAUGGUAUGUGUGGUCUGGAUGAUUUCACUCUCAGUCAUGUCUACAAUGUGUGGCCUGGUUAUGACUAUGUGGGCUGGACCAACGAGAGCUUCCCCAAUGGAUAUGUUGAGAUCAUGUUUGAGUUCGACCGAACACGCAACUUCACUACUAUGAAGGUGCACUGCAACAACAUGUUCUCUCAGAGAGUAAAGGUCUUCCAGAAGGUGGUAUGUUAUUUCCGCUCAGACUCGGACUGGGAGCCGACACCUGUGUCUUUUAGUCCUGUGAUGGAUGACGGCAACCCCAGCGCUCGCUUUGUUACCGUGUCCCUCCAAAACCACAUGGCCAGUGCCAUCAAGUGUCAGUAUUACUUCUCUGACAUGUGGAUGAUGUUCAGUGAGAUCACCUUUCAGUCAGAUACAGCAAUGUACAACACAACUUUAGCUCCCCGCAAGACCGGCGCUCCACCCAACACCCAACCAGGGGACAACCCCGUUCACAAAGUCGACGACAGCAACACUCGAAUUCUGAUCGGCUGUUUGGUGGCCAUCAUUUUCAUCUUGGUGGCCAUCAUCGUCAUCAUUCUCUGGAGACAGGUCUGGCAGAAGGUGCUGGAGAAGGUCUCUCGGAGGAUGCUUGACGACGAGCUAACUGCUAGUCUGUCAAUCCAGAGUGAGGCCUUCAGCUGUAACAACAACCUGAACUCCUCAGCACCAAGCGAGCAGGAGUCCAGCUCCACCUACGAGCGCAUCUUUCCGCUCGGAGCAGAUUACCAGGAGCCCUCACGCCUCGUCCGCAAGCUGCCCGACGUCUCUCAGGUCUCCGAGGACACUGCGUCCAAGUCCCCUCAGUCCAGCACUCAAGAAGGAGUUCCCCAUUACGCCGAGGCCGACAUCAUCAAUCUGCAAGGAGUAACAGGAGGAAACACGUACGCCGUGCCAGCUGUUACUAUGGACCUGCUGUCGGGAAAGGACAUCCCUAUCGAAGAGUUUCCCCGAAAACUGCUCACGUUUAAGGAGAAGCUUGGAGAAGGCCAGUUCGGAGAGGUGCAUCUCUGUGAAGCAGAAGACAUGGAGGAGUUCAUGGAUAAAAACUUCUCCUUUGAUGUCAGCGAGAAUCAAACAGUACUCGUGGCUGUUAAAAUGUUACGAGCUGACGCAAAUAAAAACGCCAGAAAUGACUUUUUGAAAGAAAUAAAAAUAAUGUCGCGGUUGAAAGAUCCCAACAUCAUCCGGCUGCUGGGGGUGUGUAUGAGCUCAGACCCCUUGUGCAUGAUCACUGAGUACAUGGAGAACGGGGACCUCAACCAGUUCCUGUCCCGUCAUGAACCAGAGGGCAUGAUCGCAAUUCUGAGCAACGCACCGACAGUCAGUUACAGUAACCUGCAGCACAUGGCCACCCAGAUUGCCUCGGGCAUGAAGUACCUCUCAUCAUUGAACUUUGUCCACCGAGACCUUGCCACCCGAAACUGCCUGGUGGGCAAGAACUACACCAUUAAGAUCGCUGACUUUGGCAUGAGCAGGAACCUGUACAGUGGAGAUUACUACCGCAUCCAGGGCCGAGCUGUGCUGCCCAUCCGCUGGAUGUCCUGGGAGAGCAUCCUCCUGGGUAAAUUUACAACCGCCAGUGAUGUUUGGGCCUUCGGUGUGACUCUCUGGGAGACACUGACUUUCUGCAAGGAGCAGCCGUACUCACAACUCUCAGACGAGCAGGUCAUCGAAAACACGGGCGAGUUCUUCCGGGACCAGAGGCGACAGAUCUACUUGCCGCAGCCGCCCAUGUGUCCCGACCCCAUCUACAAGCUCAUGUUGAGUUGCUGGCACAGGAACGCCAAAGAGAGACCGUCUUUCCAGGAGAUCCAUCGAAUACUGCUGGAGAAUACACCUUAAUGUCUGCUCCUGUACCAAAAGCAGCACUGCCAGAGACGCUUUAGUGUGCCAGCAGGACAGACAAACCACACACACACACACACAGGAGUUUAAAAGGUAAAGUUGAGUAAAGCCAACAGGGAAUAUAUAAUAGUUGACUAUAUAUAUAUAUAUAUAUAUAUAUAUAUAUAUAUAUAUAUAUAUAUAUAUAUAUAUAUAUAUAAUCAUAUUAAAUCCACCUAGGCAUGGCACAAGGUAGACAAUUAUAAGGCUAAAAUGUAGCACAGAGUUCAGGCACUUUUGAUAAAGAAAAAUUUCAUAUUUGUCAUUUUCUUUACUUUUGUUUUGGCAUUUGUUCAUUCCUGCUCAAAAAAGAAGGAGAAGAAGAAGAAGAGAAAAAAAAACCUCAAAACAAUAUAGUCAUGAAAUUUAACACAUUUAAUUUUAAAUUAAUUUGGAGUAAUUCAAUAAAAUAUUAAGAUAUUAAGAAAUUUAAUGACACAAGAACACAUUUAAUAUUUUCCCCAAUCUGUUAAAUCAGAAGACAGCUUGAAUGUAAAUAAGAAUUUCAGCUUCCUUUUUAAAUAAGUCAGAUUUGUAAUUGUUUUUUAACGUGUCACGUUUAUGUUCAUAUCAAUCAUCAAGAGAGUAUCAUGAUGAUGAGAAUACGUAAAAAACUCAAAAGGCUCUUUCGUAAACUUAAUAACCACUUUCAAAGAAGUGGGUAAAACCCAAGCAUGCAUGGACUUGUAAUUUUAAAAACACCAUCUUUUUUUUGUUACACUUUUUUAUUUUAUUUUUUUUUUAGAUUUGUUAAUUUUUGCAAAUAUGUGACAUUGCUGAAGUUUAAAGCAAACUAUUGUGUUCAUAUUUGUUUGUAUUACACUAUAGUUUUAUUCUGUUUCACCUUUUGGAUGACAUUUAAUGCUUCUAUGUGUGAAGUAAAAGUACCUGUAGUUAUUAUUAUUAUUAUUAUUAUUAUUAUUAUUAUUAUUAUUAUUUACAUUCAGGAUGAUGAUGAUGAUGAUGAUGAUCUGUUUUGUCAGACGUCAGUAUAAGGCCAUUAAUUUCACUUUUCUUUUUUAUGUUAUCAUUUCACCACAUAUCUAUUCCUUUUUAUCAUGUUUUAUCUUUUGUAUCUCGUUAUUUCUUGAUAAAUAUGCAAACAAUUCUUUGCAAAUAAUACCAAAUUAAUGUUAUAGAAUCAAACUAUAAGCUAUGUUUCACUUUUAAGUUAACUUAAACUCGUUAUAUAUUCACUCUAAACUGUGUAAAAAUAAUAAGAGCUUGUAAAUCGCUGAAGUUUAACAAGUUGUUUGAGUAAAUACUGGGUUCGUAAUGUAGGGAUGGACUUGUCGACUAUGUUUGAUGGCGUUGCUACGGGAUACGGGAUGUGAUAUGGGAUGCCAAAAGCGCUGCACGUGCAAAGCUCAGUUUGUAUCUGGAUUAAAGUGUGACGUUGCUAAUCAUCUAGACUUAGAUGUAAUUAAUAUAAAGGUUGAUAUCAAAUGUAGUGUUUGUGUUUAUUGCUCUGGGUCGGACGUGGGUUGGGUUGCAGGUUGGUUUUUGAUGGCCUUCGGUCUGGUCAGUUAGAUUCUGGUGUAACUGUCAGUGAAAGGUUUGAUGUAGAGAUUCACACAUAAUAUUCACCAGUUUUUUUUUUUGUUUGUUUGUUUGUUUUUACUUCCAUGUUAAACUUCCUGUUUGUUAUUUAAUUGUGCCCCAGCUAGUGUUGGGUUAGUGUUAGCGUCUUGACUCUGUGUCCAUGUAUGUCUAAUGUUAUGAUUAAUUAUUACUUUAUUAGGUUAUUACUGUAUAUCAAAUAUAUGUUCACCAUCUCCUGCUUUCUCCAAAUGAAAAAAAAUAAAUAAAUUAACGCAGCAUAUGAUAGUGACAUGAAAUAUGCUUUUCUCCGUCUAUAAUUUUACAACCAGUGUGGUUUUAUUUUAUAUUAUUUUACUUUUUUUUAUAUUCCCUUGUUUUUGUUCUUCUUAUACCACAGCAGAGAGAGAGAGAGAGAGAGAGAGAGAGAGAGAGAGAGAGAGAAUAUAAAAGAAAAAAAAUUACUAUAUCAUAUAGCUUACCAUUGACCUGUAAUAUGUUUUGAUCUGUCUAUAAUUUCACAGUUAAUGAGUUUUUAAUUUAUUUUAUUUUAUAUUCUUUCUGAUUUACAAUGGACUAUAAGCAAUAUCCUUUCUAUCUUCUGAAACAAAACAUGAUGCUCUAAGCAAAAUGUACAUAUUAUAAGAAAUCUCCAUGGUUUUGUUUGUUUGUUUGUUUGUUUGUUUGACAUUCUUUAUCUGAAAGCAUGGAUUUCACACAGGAGAAAUGACUCCAUACCAUUUGUUUAUUGUUAUUAUUAUGAUUAUAUAUUCAAAUAUGUGUAAUUAUUCUGAUGUAAAAUCAUUUCCUCUCUUCAUCCGGUUCCAAAUUGAUAUUGUUUUGUUUAUGUACAAACAAAUAAAUCUGAAUUUAAUGUUGAA